Messenger RNA from Thlaspi arvense, 288 nucleotides. The record is from the annotation of a GenBank genome assembly. NCBI's taxonomy places the organism in Eukaryota, Viridiplantae, Streptophyta, Magnoliopsida, Brassicales, Brassicaceae.
AUCACUCUAUUUAAAGACAUGCAGCCUUUGGUACGGUCGGUUCUUGAUGGCUACAAUGUCGGCAUAUCUGCUUACGGCCAAACCGGGUACGGUAAAACUUUUACCAUGAAAGCCUGGGUUGUGAACUACAUGGCACUGGCCGAUCUGUUUCUUCUUCUAUCAAAUAAAAAAAAAGGACACGAACCAGUUACGAAAUCUCAGUUCAGAUGCUUGAGAUUUACAACGAGCAAGUCAGAGAUCUACUUGCCACAGGUUGACAAACUAAGAGAUAUCAUUUCGUUCUAUUAA